AGAGGAAACAUGCCAUUAUAUUUUAACCAGUGUGUAAAGAAGACUCUUGGGUAACCCGCUAUCGGGGCCCUUUGCAUCAGAGGAUUUUGUUUUUUCUGCAACUCGCCGUGGGGAUGAAGUUUCAUAGCUUUGGAGUCCUUGUCGCCACCGUUGUCUUCUGUGCACAGCAUGUCUUCACAUUUCAGAGCAGCCAGGUUUUAUCUGCUCUUCCUAAAACCUCUACGCAAGUGCAAAUUCUGCAGAAUCUUACUACAACAUAUGAGAUUGUUCUCUGGAAGCCAGUGACAGCAGAGUUUAUCACGAAAGACAAAGAAGCCCAUUUGUUUGUGAAUGCCUCUGAUGUGACCAAUGUGAAAGCCCAUUUACAUGAGAGCAGAAUUCAGUUCAGGGUCCUGACGGAAGACGUGGAAGAUCUCAUCCGCCAGCAGACUACCAACGACACCUUCAGGCCCCGGGCCCCGUACUCGUAUUAUGAAAACUACCACUCCCUCAGUGAAAUCUAUUCUUGGAUGGACUUUAUGACCGAGCAGUACCCUGACCUGGUUGAACAAAUCCACAUCGGAUCCUCGUAUGAGAAGCGGCCGCUUUAUGUUUUAAAGAUUUCUAGAAAGCAACAAACACCCAAAAACGCUGUGUGGAUUGACUGCGGAAUCCACGCCAGAGAGUGGAUCUCACCUGCUUUCUGCCUGUGGUUCACGCACCACGUAACUCAGUCCUACGGCAGAGAACACCAGUAUACCACACUCUUGAGGCACAUGGAUUUCUAUGUUAUGCCCGUAGUUAAUGUGGAUGGUUAUGACUACUCAUGGAAAAAGGAUCGAAUGUGGAGAAAGAACCGUUCUUCUUAUGAAGACAAUGCUUGCAUUGGAACAGACCUGAACAGGAACUUUGCUUCCAAACACUGGUGUGAGAAAGGCGCCUCGAGUUUCUCCUGCUCACAAAUCUACUGUGGACCUUACCCUGAGUCGGAACCCGAGGUGAAGGCAGUGGCCAGUUUCUUAAGAAGAAAUAUGAACCACAUUAAAGCCUACGUUGCUAUGCAUUCCUACUCCCAGAUGAUAGUGUUUCCCUAUUCCUACAACAAAAACAGAAGCAAAGACCAUGAGGAACUGUCUCUAGUGGCCAGCGAAGCGGUCCAGGCUAUUGAGAACACCAGGGGGGGAGCCCAGUACACGUACGGCAGCGGCUCGGACAGCUUAUACUUAGCUCCUGGUGGUCCAGAUGACUGGGUCUACGACUUGGGCAUUAAAUACUCCUUUACAAUCGAACUUCGAGAUAAAGGCCGAUACGGAUUCUUGCUGCCGAAGCGAUUUAUCAAACCCACCUGCACAGAAGCCCUUGCCGCUGUCUCUAAAAUAGUUUGGCAUGUCAUCAGGAAUGCCUAAUGCUCUGGAUUUUUUCAUUCUGCUCCCACAUGUUAAUUUACUGAUUAGACCAACAAGACCACCUCAUUGUACCAGUUUCUUCUUUAAGUUUUAUCAAUAGUUUUGAUAAAAGGUUUUCUUAUUCCUUGGUUUGGUCAAAGCACAAAAUAAAUGUAAUAAAUAAAUUCA
This is a messenger RNA of Pteronotus mesoamericanus, 1553 nucleotides long. It is a transcript of the gene CPB2, whose product is annotated as carboxypeptidase B2. The transcript is spliced from 11 exons. NCBI's taxonomy places the organism in Eukaryota, Metazoa, Chordata, Mammalia, Chiroptera, Mormoopidae. Bases 114 to 1385 code for a protein of 423 amino acids. Gene Ontology annotation, biological process: fibrinolysis; proteolysis. The record is from RefSeq and is a predicted model, not a curated record. Gene Ontology annotation, molecular function: zinc ion binding; metallocarboxypeptidase activity.